Molecule: messenger RNA, 2477 nt
Organism: Paramecium sonneborni
Lineage: Eukaryota; Ciliophora; Oligohymenophorea; Peniculida; Parameciidae
Source: the annotation of a GenBank genome assembly
GAAAAAUACAUGUUUUCUAGAAAAGUUACUUAACAAUUUCAAUAAAAUGAUUAAAAUGAAAAGGAUAAAAGGAUAGCGAAAAUGCAAACUUCUUUCUUUAAAUCGUUUACAUCUUCAAAGAGAGAAGGCAAGGAUGGUGAUGGUAUAUCAAUAAUUUUAUUAAAAUUAGAGUUUUAAUUUUUCUUUCGAAGUUAAGAUUGUGCAUUCCAUACAAUAUUAUUCAUGAUGGUUAAUUUUUAAAAAGCAGAGGAAGAAUCUAAAAAAAAGGGCUUUUCUUUAUUAAGUAAUCCUAAGCCAAUUAUGAAUAUGGAAUCAUAUUCAGAUAUAAGUGAACUCAGACCGUACUUAUGUAUAUGUUUAAAAUAGGGAGUUGAUAUAUUUUUUUACCGUUAUUUCUGUGAGGGACUUACAUGAUUUCUAUGUUGAUUUCUAUGCAUCAUUUGAUACAAAUAGAAAUUUUAGUUUAGAAAAGAAGGAGCUUUAAAAAAUGUUAGAAAUUGUGUUAGGAUUGAUUGGGCAUUAAAAAUUUAAAGUUUUUAGUGAUCAAGCUUUGAUAGAUAAUGAAGCUUUUGAUGGAACUUUAAACUAAAAAAUCUUAAAUGAUAUUGGUGAAAAUUUUAUGUUGCCUAAUGAAUAAAAUAAAGUUGACUACUUAUUGAUAUUUCCAUAUAUUUUAAGCUUCUAUUUAGAAUAUACAUAUUAGGAUAUAAGGAAUAAAUAAAAACGAUUAGAUAUAAUCAAGGGAACUGAGUACCUGAGAGGAAAAGAAGUUGAGAUUAAAAAUAUUACAAGUCUUAUUUCAAUUCUAAAAGAAAUGGGAAUUGAUUAUUUAAAAGAUAAAAAUACUUAUAAAAUUUCUUUUAGAGAUGUUGAAAAUAUUUUAUUAAAAUUUAAGAAUAUUUAAAAAUGGAUGACAUUUGAAGUAAUAUAAUAGAUUUUACAAUCAUUAAGUAAACUUAUGUUUGUAGAUGAAAAAACAUAAGAAGAAACUAAAAAAUUAAAGUUACAUAAAAUAAUUGAUUUUGUUGCAUUAAAAUUAUGUAUUCAUUAAGAUUGUCUAAAAAUAAAAAAAUAAAAAAAAGAAUCUAAUUAAUCUGUAUUUCUGGAAGUAAUAUUUAUAUAUAUUUUUAAUAUUAGAUCUUAGUAUUAUGGAAUUGUGCUUAGCUUUCUAGGUUUUCAGAAAAAAAAACUUUGACCUUAAAAUUUGAGAAAUUUCUAGAUAAACAUUUUUAUGAGAAGGAAACUUUUAAUAGAUUAGAAAUGUAAAAAUGUUUAGAAAAAUUUUUCAAAAAAUUUUAUUAAUUGAUGCCAAAAAAGUAAAUUUACGAUAUAAUUCAAUGUCAUCAACUUUUUACAGAUAAAAAUAUUAUUAAAAAUUAUUCAAUUGAAAGAGAAGAAUUUAAAAACUCUCUUUUUACUAUGAUAUGUAAGGAUGGUUACAAUAAAUUAAAAUAAUAUGUAAAAAUUAUAUUUGAUGGUAUUACAAAAUAGUCAAAAACAACAACAAUAUAAUAUUAGAAUUAUGGGAAGGAAUUAGAUUAAGAAAGUAUAUAAGGAGGAUUGUCUUCAUAAAAAUAGACUAGGGAUCGAUAAAUUAGUUAAUAAACAAAUUCUUACUAAUAAUAGUAAUAUUAAAAAUAAUAAAAAGAAAAAGAAAAAGAAAAAGAAGUUAGUGAUAGUGAUUCAAGUAGCAAUGAUGAAAAAUAAAAAGGAGUUUAACCUAGUCAAAAAUUCAAAACAGCUGUUAGAACUAUCUAAUCUGGAAAUAUGAUAAUGAAAGAGAGAAAUGAAAGUAAAGAUAUAUUAAAGGCUUGUUUAAUGAUGGAUAGUUUUCUGAAACGUUAAACAUAAAGAUUAUAGAAUUAUGUAAAAGUAUCCAAAUCUGUAAACAUUUCUGUAGUUAAAUCUGAUGUAAAAUAAUAAGAUAAGUCUUUGUUUUUGGAUUAAGAUGAAUAAAAGGAAUUGUUUGAUCCUUCUGAUAUGUUAAAUAAGAAAAGAUAGGAAUAGAAAAAUAAAGAAAUAUAUAACAUUAAAAAAACAAAGGAAGGAAAGGUUUGGGAGAAAAAUGAUGUUCCAUAAGAUAAAAAGAUCGAAUAAGAUAUGGAUGUAGUAAGUACUUAAGUUGAACAACCUAUUGAGAUUCCAAAUGAAUUAAGAUUUCCAGAGGGUAAAUAAAAGAAAAAAUUAAAUCGUCUAGAAUUGGCUAAUGAAUUACAAAUGGUUUUAGGAAAAUCAAAUAGUGAUUUUGGUUCAAAUAAUUUUAAGUAAGCCAUUAGAUUAUAAUCAGCAUCUCAAAUGACUCAACCUAUAAAAAUAUCAAAAUAAUAAGAUGUAAUUUAUAUUUAUUUAUUAAAUAGGAGUAAGAUAAUUUAGUUAUAAUUAAUGAAACUGUUCUGGACAAUUUAAUUAGACGUAAUUAACAUUAAGAAAGAGUAAGAAAAUCUACAAGAGAUGAUUGUUAAUGUUUAAUUUAUUGA